UCGACGUGAAGGUGAGAGCAAGGCAGGGUGUGCUGGCGGGGACACGCGUGCAGGAACAGUGUGAGGAUUGAAGAGAGUGAAGGCGGAGUGAGUGAGAGGCUCAAGGGGGAAAAUAAACUCACUUUCCUGUCCACUCCCCGCCUUUUACCAUGAACAGGGGACAGAAUCGGGACCAAGCCCCCCUCGUGUGUUGUGCAAGGGAUGUGUGAGUGUGCGUGCAGCCUCCGCAACAUGAAAACUAGUUAGUAAGGGAAAUGGGGAUGAACUGACGAAGGCAAGGCAAGGCGAAAAUGGCUGACGCGUGAGGGAGUUGCCAGGUGCUGACGAAGACGGUGUAGUGUGCUGCGGAAUGCUCCAAGACGCGGCCAGGAGGUGGAGUGAGACCAGCAGGGAAUGCAUGACAUGUUCAUCUCUGCGGCGGGAGGUGAGCCCAGUGCAGUCUUGCAUGCCCCUGCCACUUCUGGACAGUGCCUGCAGAGGAAGCGAAAAUUGGACCAGAUUGGCAGUGGUUACAGCGGCACUGCAUCCAGUUACACAGUGACUGCUACAGCAGUGCCAGCCCAGACACUUGCUGCCAAACACCUCUCCCACCAGGCUGGUAGUUUGUACAGUGAUGGCGUGACCUUGAGCCAGAGCAAGCCGCAGCAGCAGCAGCAGCAGCCGCAACAGCAGCCGCAGCAGCAGCCGCAGCAGCAACAGCAACCACCCCCACACCAGACUCCACAGGACCACCACCAACACCAACAGCAGCAGCAUGGGCAACAUCAGCAAACUCACAAGAUUAGUAGUAACAGCACCAUCUCUUCAUCCUCUUCCUCCUCAUCGUCAUCAGGACACCACCACCAUCACCAUCACCACCACCACCACCACUCGGCCAGAGUGGCAGGUUCGGCUAUCAAUUACCAGCAUCAGCAACACCACCACCAACCUGUACAACAGCAGCGAGCAUCAACCAUCAAGCUCUUAGACCCAUAUCAGAAGUGCUCCACAAAGCGCAAGUGCUUUGACCACAAUGGUCACAGUGGUAGUAACUCAGGUGUAGAGAGCGGGAAGGUGGGGGCCCCAGGUGGUGCCCCAGCCACAACUGCCAAGACGGUGGCCCACGGUAAGGUGGCCCUGGGUGGCGGCCAAAACAAUGCCACCAAGGGCGGAAACUCUUCAGCUGCAGAUGGAGACUACCAGCUGGUGCAGCAUGAGACCCUGUUCUCACUCACAGCACAAUACGAGGUGCUGGAGUUCCUGGGGCGCGGCACGUUUGGUCAGGUGGUCAAGUGCUGGAAGAAGGGCACCAGUGACAUUGUGGCCAUCAAGAUCCUCAAGAACCACCCCUCAUAUGCAAGGCAGGGACAGAUUGAGGUUGGAAUCCUUACAAGACUCAGCCAAGAAAAUGCAGAUGAUUACAACUUUGUGCGAGCCUUUGAGUGUUUCCAACACAAAAACCACACCUGCCUGGUGUUUGAGAUGCUGGAACAAAACCUCUACGACUUCCUCAAACAGAACAAAUUUUCUCCACUGCCCCUCAAGUUCAUACGACCCAUACUUCAGCAGGUCUUGACAGCUCUUCUUAAACUCAAGCAACUUGGCCUCAUUCAUGCUGACCUCAAACCAGAGAACAUCAUGCUGGUAGAUCCUGUAAGACAGCCAUAUCGUGUCAAGGUCAUUGACUUUGGCAGUGCCUCACAUGUCAGCAAGGCUGUGUGCAACACCUACCUACAGUCUCGCUACUACCGAGCUCCAGAGAUCGUCCUUGGGCUUCCGUUUUCUGAAGCUAUCGACAUGUGGUCACUUGGCUGUGUUAUUGCUGAACUCUUCUUGGGAUGGCCACUUUACCCUGGGUCUUCUGAGUAUGAUCAGAUUCGUUACAUCAGCCAAACACAAGGGAUCCCUGCUGAGCACAUGCUGAACAACGCCACAAAAACAACCAAGUUUUUCUACCGUGAUAAUGAAUCCACCUAUCCAUUUUGGCGACUCAAGACUCCUGAAGAACAUGAGGGAGAGACAGGCAUCAAGAGCAAAGAGGCCCGCAAGUACAUAUUCAACUGCCUAGAUGACAUGGGCCAGGUCAAUGUGCCUACAGAGCUUGAAGGUGGAGAGCUUCUGGCAGAGAAAGCUGACCGCAGGGAGUUCAUUGACCUGCUGAAGCGAAUGUUGACCAUGGACCAGGAGAGACGCAUCAGCCCUGGCGAGGCACUACAGCACAGCUUUGUCACCCUCCAGCACCUCUUGGACUACCCUCACUGCUCCAAUGUCAAGGCUUCCAUGCAGCAGAUGAUGGAGGUGUGUCGCCGGCCGGCCCCACCCUACGCCACUGCUGCUGUCUCCCAGGCCCAGGCUCUUCCUCCCUCACUCAUGCCCAACUAUGUCCACACCACUAAUGGUUCUGUCACUCUAACCUUCAACAACCAGAUUACCAACCAGGUAGGAAAGUAUGGGCUGUAUCAAAGCAGCCGCAGCGGCCGUGGGUACAGUGGCAGCAGCCGGGGAGAAGCGGCGGCAGCGGCUGCAGCAGCUGCAAGUUUCCAACCACAGUUGGUGUCUUCUAUCUUGUGUCCUCCUCCAUACCAGGGCUUGGCAUCUCCUGGAAAGCAUGUGACAGUUGUUACCCAACAGCCUCAGCUACAACUGCAACCUUCACUGCUGCCUCAGCAGGUUGGAGGUGGCAGUCAGUACGUGCCAGUGUCCAUGGUGGAGCAGCCGGGCAGAGGUAUGCUGCUCACCACUGGCACAGCGGUGGGCGGCGGGUGGGGCCGCGGGGGCCAGAUGGCUCUGGUGCCGGGAGGCUGGCAGCAACUUCCUCAGCCACCAACUUCUCUGCAGCAGCCAGCCAGCUUGCUUCCCGAUGCCACAGAUGCAUGGCGCCGCACCUUUCUGGUGGACUCCUCCGUGGUGCAGGGUGACGCUCCACCCGCCAUGUUUCCCGUCGACCUCCAUCCAGAACUGUACGAGGCUUAUCCUUCAAGCACGUGGGCUGGAAGCAAGCGUCCUAGCAAGACCUCCCUGAUGGGCCACUCUAGUGCUCAUGCGGCCCACACCCUCCAUGUCAGCGGGAGGCCUGCACAGCCCCCGGCGCAUGACAAGAAAGACUUGAGUCAGCAACUGUCACCAGUCAAGAAGAGGGUGAAGGAGGGCACGCCACCUGGAGCACCAUCACACUGGAGUAACAGUGCCACUGCUCCACAGAUCAACCACAGCAACUACCACACCAGUCACAAUCAUCAUUCAGCACACCAUACGGGGCACCAUCAGGGUCACAUUCAUCACCAGAGUCACCACUCCAGUCAUCACGCACCUCACUCCUCCAGCCAUCACCCACUGUCCCACAGCAACCAUCAAGGUCACAACAGCAGCAGCAGCAGCAAUAGUGGUAGUCACAGCUCUCAUACAGCAGUUGGGCAUCCCACUCAGCCCAACCAGCAGACACACAGCAGUCAGCAGCACUCCAGUAGCAGUUAUAGCAGCAGCAUGACGAGCAACGGUCGCCAACAGACCAUAACCAUCCGAGACACUCCAUCACCUGCUGUGUCGGUCAUUACCAUCAGCGAUAGCGACGAUGAAGCCGGGGGGAAGUGUUGCAAAGAUCGCCACUGCUCAACGUGUGUAAAUAACAACCACAACAAGAUCUCAAGUUCACACCAGCAGUCACAGGCAUCGCAUGAUGACAAAUACUCCAGUUUGUCCCACAACUACUCGUCCGUUGGUGCGUCUCAAAGCCAGAAGAAGCGGCUCCUGGCCAAGGCUCAGAGUGAGUGUGUGCUGCAUGUGGCCAAGCCAGAAGCUCGGGAUUACUCCACACAACAGGCCAGGGACACCAACUACACCACUAGAGAGCACCUGGCACCCCCAGCUGCCCAUGUCCGAGACUCCCUUCUGCAGCCGCCUCCUGCCCACCACGACAACCUUCCACCACCUGCAGCCCACACCCGUGACCCUGCUCGCACCCACUCUCACACUCACUCCCACUCCUACACCCAGCCACCACAGGCCCACAAAGACUACACAGUGCCAUCAGGAGUCCACCCGCCUGGGCACAAGGACUACUCCCAACCGCCAGUAGCCCACAGUAACCGUGACCAGCGCGUGGUGGUGGGGAGCGUCAAGGGCUGGAGCAGCAGCAGUGGUCGGGGAAGCAGUGUGGUGGUGGCUGGGCAGGGCAGCAGUGGUAGCAGCAGCAGUAGCAGCCUCAGCUAUGCUCACACCCUUGGUAGGGCACAUGUGCCAGGCAGCCAUCACUCACCUUCAUCCCAGGCUCACGGACUGUCACCAGUGUCACAGUUGGCAGUGAGUGGCUCCCUGGCAGGCAUUGUGCCCACUCAGGCUGAUGUGUACAGGGAAUAUCGACGAGCUGCUCCUCCUCAGGCGGCUGCUGCUGCAGCAGCUGCUACACAGGUGUAUGUGGCCACCACCCAGCCCACUUACCUGCCCUCCUCCUUGCCAGCCACACAUACUGUUAACCCUUUCACACCAGGAGGGGCUUUGCCACCACCAGCCCACCACAGCAGUGGUCGUGCAGUACUGGCCGGCCCACCGGCCCAUCCUCUCCCAGCCCACAUGCAGCCCACCGCUGUGUUUCCCACACACCCUCAAGUAGCCCCUCCAUAUAAUGCUUACACUGCACUUUCUCCUGCCAAGAGCCAAUACCAAAGCAUUUGGUUCUCAGAAUAGUUGCCCUCAGUACUGGGACUCGCCUGCAACAUCAUAUUAGGCCUUUUUUAUCCAGAAUGAGUUGAAAAUUAUUCUGAUAUAAUUUUAUUGUUUUAUUUAUUUAUUUUUUAUUCAGUUAUUGUUUUAGGCCUUGUAAAGGGUUGAAGACAUAGAGAAAGGCAGGGUUGUCAUGAUGGAGGGGCUGGUGUGUGGGUUUGGCGUUUGCAUCUUCCCCAUCUGCCCUUCUACCGUACUACUUUACCGUGUGGAUCAGUAGCAUCAGCACCUGGAACAAGGCACUGCUGGGCUACCAAGACUUGAAUUCAGAAAAGCAACAGGAUAAUUGAUAAUGAUGUACAAGAAACAGGACUGAUUAUUUUGGUGCCAAGUGUUUGGGGUUCUCAGCAACAGAUUAGUGUUUACAGAGUUCAAGUAAGAAUCUGAAGUGUCAAAUAUAUCAUGUAGGUGUGGCACUCCAUGAUAUAAUUAGUCCCCUGUGAUUAUUGAUUGGGGGGCCAACAGUUUUGGGUUGAGUGUUAACUUGACACAAUCGCAGCAUCAGUAUAGGCCCCAGAUUUGUGUGUAGAACUAGUGCAUGUACAAGUGUGCGCUUGUUUCCUGGUGAUGACACCCUCAGAGAGCAUUAUAACCGUGCGUCAGCCGUCCCGAGGGCGGGAGUACCGUCAGCAUAUUGUUGACGAGUGAAGACUGUAGUUAGUUAUUAUUUUUUUAUUAUGAUUCCUAAAUGUAAUUAUUAUUUUUAUGUGAGCCAUGGUUCAUGAGGUGACUGGAGCAUCAGCAAAGAAGGAUGGAUAUGGCGUGAGCACUGGCUUCUUUGGAUUACUUGUGUUACAUUGGAGGAGUUUGUUUGACGCGUACAGUUUUAAACUUUUACGUUAGCCAAAGAAGUUAUCGUUUGUUUUGUGUUGGACUUGAUAACCUUUAUCAAGGGUGAGUUUUUUUGUUGAAAAUAAGUGAUGGAUGAGCAAACAUUGAAAUUCAGCCAACUCUCCGGUAGGCUAACGAAUAUCAAGAAACCAUCUUUUCUGUCAUCCGGGCUUGACAAUUGUGAAUUUUUACAGAUGUAUAUUUAUUUUGUGUUUUACCAUUCAUAAACUAAAGUUUAAAUUAUUUUUAAGGGAAAAGGGCUUGACAACGGUCUGUAGUAGACUUAAUGUGUAGCACGAGUAGUAUUGUGUUUAUAGCCAACGAGGCCGAGGGACUUUGCACCGUGGACUUCCCUCCGGCUCGGGUUGUCCUGCUGUCAGCGGGGCAGCAGGACAGAGCACAGGGAGGCGGCCCAUCCUGGUGCAAUGCUCACCGGCUGCACCACGUCUGGUGUUUGUCCACAGGUUUGUUUGAUCUCUAUUAACAUAUACGCUUUCUUGAACUUCUUCCCUACGUGUAAAGGUGUUAUUUAUGUCUGGAGUGUGAUAUACCUUCUCUUUAUACUUGAUGAAGAAUCCUCUGCAUGGUUUUUGUGCUGGUUUCUUGACCAAGGUCUAGCAUGACCAAGAAGAGCAAGUAGCACUCACGGGCUGACUGCCCACCCCACCACAACCCACCACCUCUCACUCAACAUCUCUCUCCAUUGCUUAAAAUCUUGACGUAUCUAUGAGCAUACCAGUAAGGGCCUAAGUAUUACUUACUAUUAUUUGUAUUGGUUUUAGUUAUGUAGGGUAUAUAUAUUUUAUUUUUAAGGUUAACAUCUAUUGUAAGAAACCUGUUAUAAUUUAGAAAGCUCAUAUUUAAAAAAAAUUAUAUAUGGAUAAAGCUCCAUAGCAUAAUAAUAAAUUAGUGUUAACAGUGCACUGGAGCAGAUGGUGGUAACUAACAAGCAAUGUGGGGGGGGGUGGCUGUUCCUGAUAAGCCCCAGGCCUUCAGCACUUAACAGUAGCAAUUCUAUCUUCUGCUGGGGGUGACAGUGCCCCUGGGGGACUCUGCAGCAGGAGAGACAGGCCAACACCCUAUGCCUAGGGUGACAGUUCCCAUGGUCCCCUGAAGGUUUUGACAAGCUCAAGUUUAGUCAUUGUGGCUCUGAGGGUCUGGCACACACUUCCAGUGCCUCAAAUUUUCUAGUACAUAAAACUUCAUCCAGAUUAGAGUAUGAUGUAAGUUUGUGUCCAGAACUCUUGGUGAUUUGUUGUAGACAUUAGCUAUCUGCAGGUCUGCAACUGUUCUGUUCAUCAUGUUGGAUAAUUCUAAAAGGGAAUAAUGGUAGAGUAGAGAAGUGAUGAUUGUUAAUUUCUCUAUGAUUAAAGAUAAAACGUUAAUGACAAUUUGCAGCAUACAUAAAUGACAGAACUUGCAUUUGGGGGAUUCACCUAUUUUGUCCCAAUAUGCUCAUUGCCUUGUCCAAUGUAUUAGUUAGAUGUAAGACUUACAAACCUGUUGUACAGGAAGCUAAGUGUGAAUUUCUCUUUACAUUAUCAUUUUUGUUAAAAUUUUCUUUGAUAUUAAUUUCCUGGAUACCAUUUCAUGUGUGGGGAAGGGCUAGUUGUACAUAUAUAUAAGAAAAAUUAUCAAAGUAAUUUAAGUGGAUUUAAUGCCUUUAUUUAUGAUUACAAAAGUUUAGUCUUGCUGAAAAUGAUGCCAGUCCCUCUCAGCACAAUGACAGCAGCCGUCAGCUUGUUGUAAAACUGACCGGCUGAUCAUCGGGAAAUUGUACACAUCUCGUCAAUUUGGUCCAGUAGAGGUUAUUAGUAGUUCUGGUGCUCCUUAAUGGCACCUCCAUAACAGCCCUAAACAUGUGAUGUUUGUAUUUAGAGUGCCUAAGCUCUAGUAUUUUAGUAUUUGUGACACACAGACAACCUCGGUUUUUGGGCAUCCUUCUCUUCUAGUUUGUCCUCUGUGAGACAGGUUUUUGUUGACAUUGUGAGAGAUAUAUAUAUAUACAAGUUAAUGUACAGUACUGCAUAUUACUGUAGUUUUGAGGAAAUUCAAUCACAAACUACUCCAGAUUAGUAAACAGAUGAGGCAGCUGGUGACGUUUAGUAACUGUUGCUGCUGAACCCACUGACUGAGGGUGUCUGUUGGUCACGCUAUAUGAAGUAAUGUGACAUUGUUGCCCAAUGUUAGUUUUACCCUCACAAAACACUUAUAAAGAGUUCAUUGUGGUACACGGACGUAGUACACGGAUGUAGUACCAGGACGUAGUACACAAAGAUUGUAAGUGUACGUAUCUAUAUUUUUCUUGAGACUGUAAAUAUAAUUAUGAAUGUAAUAUUUUGGGUCAGUUAGGGUAUGUAAAGACUUUGUAAGAUAAUUGUCAUGUGUGUUUCAUGAUUAUAGGGGACACAAGUAUCCUAUAUGCUAAAUGUUUCUGAACAUUCUUUGUUAGUAUUUGGUAGUAAAGAAUCAUGUUUCAUUGUCAUGCUUAAAAGAACACUUAAAUUUCUUCCCAGUCUUCAUAUUAGAAUUCCUGGAUUGUGGUAGUUAGAGACCAUUAACUUUUUACAACUUAAGAAUUUCUCUUUUUCCAAUGACUUUGCUAAAUGUUUUAAGGCGUUAAGGCUGUCUUUGGCUACCUUUGUGCUUGGCAACUACAACAAAUUUCACUUUCUUCUACUGUUUCUACAAGUUCCACUACUGCUGUAAGUCUGAGUAUCACUUGAAGGUAGUGCUAAUGAAAAAAAAAAUCAAAGUUGUAUUUUCCAGCACGGUUGUGGUGGCCAAGAACCGGACAACCACACUUGCUGCCGUCACUGACAGCAACCAGGUUAAAUUUUUCCACGUGCUCUCCGCUAUGUGAUUUAAAUGCCUAUUGUCCAUCAUGCAACUGUAGUUCAAGUGAAACACUGGAUUGUGUUUUAUUUUUGGUAUAGUUAAGGUCUAUGACCAUAGAGUGGUAUACAUUACUUUUCAGUGGGCAUCCUGGGAAGGAGUCAUAGUCUGCUGUCCCUUUCCUCAAGUCAUCCACUGGUGUACCUCAGCUUAUCCUUUUGUAUCUACACUUGUAAGGUUAGCCAAAAUUUCAGAGUAAGCUAGAUAGAUUUGAGGGAUAAAGGGCCAGCUUGUUCCUAGGGCACACUCAGUUGCUCACUGAAUGCAGGUAUUAGUUCCUUAGUUUGCUAGGGUGUCAAACCAUUUACAGUAUAGUGGAAUAGUUUUUGAAGGAUUCUUUGAUUGACAUUAAUUUUAACCCUGUGUUAAUUGACAAACACUUUGCUCUGCUGGUUAUUGAGUGCAUAUUUCACAUUUAAGUUUAAAAUAUUGAUUAUUAGGUUUUUUCUCCCUGAUAGAAUUAUGAUUUUUCACGAUAUGAUUUUUUUUUUUUUUUUUUUAUAUAUAGUUAGAAGCAUACACACUUAAAGUUUAUAGUAUAUAAAUUUUGUUUGGGUACUAGAUUCAUAACCACAGCCAUAUAUAACAAUAGCAAGGUAGCUGUGCUUGUUGACAUGGCCUGUGUCCAUGAAUUCUGUCUUGAGUUUUGGGUGUGUUGGUUUAGCAUUAUUCUACCACAAAUUCAUUGCACUUUGUAGCUCAAUUAAUAUGUUUGCUUUAGGUUGCAUAAAAUAUUCUAUUAAUUUUAGGGUAGCUAGGUAUGUGUCUACCCCUUACUAUCUGUAAUGUGAUAUAUUGCAGUGUUAAGGGUAAACAGGUUUUUCAUCUUGAAGGAAUGGAGUGUACCCUUCAUUUUUUCACCUCCCAUUCAUAUAUAAUCCAUAAGGAGAGGGUCUGUUUUCUAGGAAGUUAACACAAAUUACACAUACUACAUUGCACAUUCAGAAGUAAAGGAAUUUUUAUACAAAACUACAAAUACUCCCAAAAAUUUACACCUUUAUUACUGAAUUGAAAAAAAAGAAUGUAUUGCAUAAAUUUUAUAUAUGUAGAAACCUAGUGAUGUACUUAAGUGCAUACAUUACCACCAUGCCCCCAUUCUUGCCAGUUUUGUUUCCCUUUUAUAAUGGCUGCUAGCUGAACUUUAUUUAUUUAUUUUAUAUUUUUUUUUACAUUGGGAAGAAGUGAAAACAGGCCCUCUUGAUCACGUCACUCACAACAUGGAAGUGCAACAGCAGUUCUGUAGGUGUUAUGUGGCUACAGAUUAUAAUUUUAUGUAUGUCGGAGUCCUGUAGUGGUUGUUUCAUCUUCUCUUACUCACCCAUUCACUAGGAUGGGCUUGGUAGGGGAUGGAAGAUGGCUGCUUUGGGAAACCAUAGAGAUUGCCAUCUGUUUAUAAAGGAAGAAAAAUAGCUUUUAUUAUCCAAGAGGUACAUGUUCCCUCACAAACUGUUGAGGAAUAAAAAACCAAAGAUUAACUUUCAUUUGUUUUUUCAUGAAUCUUUCAGAUUUUGUCCUUGUUUUCAUUUUUGGGGUACAAAGAUUUUCUAGACAAGAUGGUAGUACAUAUCAAUUUUUAACUCCUCAAGCUUAGAACUAUGUUAUUGCAGUCAUAGUGUAAUAAAGGCACAUAAUAUACUAGUACCAAAGAGGAAUUGAAACUUUGGUCAACAAGUUUGUAUAUUUGAUUAGCAGAUCUAAAGUUCAGUGCUUUCAGUUGCAAUUUAUUUCACCUUUUGUGUUUUAUUUGUUUUUGUAACUUAAGUCCCCGGAUGAUCGGAGUAAAGAGUGACGGCAAAACACAACCUGCACAGACUUUCCAUGCCGGGUUGUGUGCUAAUAGUAGUCACCUGCUAGACACACGCCACCACAGAAACUGAUGUAAGUGAAGUACAUGUAUUCAUGCGUGUGUUAGGAAUACUCAGGAAUGAGUGAUGCAUCAUUUCAAGCACAAUUUUUACAAUUAGUGUCAAAAAUUAAAUUACUUGUUUUGAGAAAGACUUUGCUAAGUCAACAUGAAUGUGACACUAAACAGAUGUAACACAAUUUAGAAUAUUGCUACAUCUUAGAGACUACUUAGUAAUGUUGCGGCGCCUCUUGCCUUUGUCUUGUAAGGUAAAUAUCUCACUUUGAACUUCAGUUUGCCAAGUUCAUGAUAAUCUUCCUUGCUAGCUGUCAACAGAUUUGGUUGUGGAUUGUAACUCAAAAUACAUCUGUAAAAUGCAAUUAUAAGACUCAAGAAUUUCAUUUAUGUAGUGAUAGGCAACAACUGUAAUGAUAUAUUGUGUGACUGUGGAUUUGAAAUGGUUUCCUCAGUUUGCUUGGAGUGUUGCUUGUGUUUCAUCAGUCUGAGACUGUUACAAACAAGUUUGACAUAUGUGUAAUUUGUAGACACAUACACGCACACACCUCUGUUCCAGACUUUAAAGUGUAAUGUUAUUUGACUGUGGGGAUUGGUGCAAUUUGCAUGAUAGAUGUGCUAUGGACAGAUAUACAUCCUUUCUGUGACAAAGUUUUCUUGUGCUCCUUCAGUACAGCAUGAUUCUAGGCACAUAAGAUAAACAACACCAGAAGAGCAAAAAUCACGCAUCAACAGACGCUUCAUCAAGGUUUCAAUGUUGUCUCUGCAUCAGUCACGUAGAAGUCAUUUCCAUUAUUUGUUAAGGUAUCAACUUAGUUCACACACACUUUCUUGAGAAAACAGCCAUUAUCAGCUUACAUAGUUCACACACACUUUCUUGAGAAAAAAGCCAUUAUCAGCAUGCAUCUUCCAAUAGCCUUGUGUCACUUCAUCAGUAUUACUUUGCUCUCUGUGCAGGGUGAGAUGCUUUGUGUUGGCAACAACUUUUAUGUAUGCCUUGCUACACACACACACACACAAACACACACAAUGUACAUACACAUGCAUAUUCAGUUAUAUUCAUGAUGUGGAAUGUCGCAGUCACAUGAAAAGAUGAUGCACUUGAUUAAUUCACUUAUCCACUUCCUGUUGUUUUGGAGUCGCCUUGAAUUGUCUGGAAUUAGGAGGGUAAUUGUGUUUGUGUGUGUGUAUUGAGUGAUAGGAAACAUGUAGUGUAGCUCAGUAAAGCCAGACAAAGUGUGAAGAAGUUGUUCAUGUUCAUAAAUCUAAUUGUUCUAUAACUAUAAAAGUACCACUAAGCAUAAAACUAACCUAUUCAAAUCUGAAAAUGUUUACCUUAGACAUUUUUCCAUAGGUUAGGAGACAAUACUUCAUGUUAGCAUUACCUAGCAGUCUUGCAGUUUCUUUGUGUUUUUACAUAUCAUGCGAGCCUGUGCUUGUUUUUUACUGCAGCAUUUGUACUACUGUGGUUCAUGUCAUUCAAACUAAAAUCUUGAAAACAACUGAACACCUGUGGGCCAGAAUCCAUGCCCAGCCUGGGAACACACUGCUGCAGUGGAGGAUGGCCCGGCAGGUUGCUCACUGUGUCAUUCGGCCGUCUUGUCUUGCUCAUGGUUUUGGUUGAAUUAGGUGUGGCCUUAAUGAACUUGUAUAUUACAAUAGUUGAAUUAUUGAAUUCUUAAUGGUUUUUCUUUUUGCUUGCUGGAAGGAAAGUAAUUGAGGUCUGCGGUGAGGAUUUUUGCUUUACUUUUGAAUAGCUUUAUGUUUUGUGUGUGAAUGUGUGUGUGUGUGUGUGUGUGCAUCAUAUAUGAAACUGAGUGAUAUAAAAUUUCGUAUUGCUUUAUUCAGUUUCUUGGUGGGAGGUGUGUCAGUGUGAGGGCACCUGUACCUGCUUGCUAGGGAGGCCAGUCACCAAACACAUCAGCUCAAAUGUUAUACUAUUAAACAGGAGGGGAAGGAAAGGGCCACUUGCUUAGUACUCAGUAUGUGUACACAACUAACUGAAGCACAGUGUGUAGUUUAUGUAUUAUACAGAUAGGUUACAAGUAUUCCUAAUAGGGAAUGACUAUCAAGAGAUACACUUCAUCCAUCCCCAUCAGCAUGGAGAUAUUUUGAGUACUGCCCUUCCCCUUUCACUGCAGGUUUCUGCCAUAAAACCAUCACCAUCACACAAAACCAUGUGAGUCAAGGCCCUCCUUUCCGUCCCCUCCCGCUCCCCUUCCACUAUUCAUGAUUGAACAUAAAAAAAAAAAAAGAAAGAAAAAAAGAAUAUUGCCGCCAUGACUGCACUCACUAUGGUCAUGGCACCUCUUUGUCAUAAUAAAUUUGUAUAUGUGAUGA
Messenger RNA from Scylla paramamosain (green mud crab), 12622 nucleotides. It is a transcript of the gene Hipk, whose product is annotated as homeodomain-interacting protein kinase 3-like. Gene Ontology annotation, biological process: peptidyl-threonine phosphorylation; peptidyl-serine phosphorylation. Gene Ontology annotation, cellular component: nucleus; cytoplasm. The transcript has 20 exons. The coding region runs from base 394 to 4662 and encodes 1422 amino acids. Gene Ontology annotation, molecular function: protein serine/threonine kinase activity; ATP binding; protein tyrosine kinase activity. NCBI's taxonomy places the organism in Eukaryota, Metazoa, Arthropoda, Malacostraca, Decapoda, Portunidae. The record is from RefSeq and is a predicted model, not a curated record.